AUGAGUACAGCAUAUGCUCUUCCACCGCUGGAUCCUUUACUGAGGAGGAGUGCAAAGCGCACGAGAGACAUAUUUGCAUCAUGUCCAGAUGAUGGGAUGAAGGAAGAUGAGAAGAGCGCGCGAAUACGUCUCUCGGUGAAGAUUAACGACGAAUACCGUGAUUUUAAAGAGCUCCCUCCUGCAUUACUUGCUCAACAAGGUCCCAUUGGUCCUGCUCGGCCAAAGGAGCAGAGAAAGGCCAUCACUGCCGGACCAUCUAGCGACACAUCAAGAAUGAUUGCCACAAUAGACAAUACACCCAAGGUGCAACCGUCCACGUUCGCUACAUCCAAUAAGCUCUCCGAGGCUUUAACCCUACAUAAAACGACUCGUACCAUCAAGCCAACAUACCAUCCACCAUGGAAGCUUGUCCGCGUGAUAUCUGGUCAUUUGGGUUGGGUUCGCAGUGUAGCGGUUGAGCCAGGAAAUAAAUGGUUUGCUACUGGUGCUGGGGACAGAGUUAUCAAAAUUUGGGACUUGGCUUCAGGGGAGUUGAAGCUUUCCCUGACUGGUCAUAUUUCCACUGUCCGAGGACUGGCUGUUUCACCGAGACACCCGUACUUGUUUUCGUGUGGUGAGGACAAGAUGGUGAAGUGCUGGGACCUCGAAGCAAACAAAGUUAUCCGGCACUACCAUGGUCAUCUUUCAGGCGUUUACUCGUUGAGUUUACAUCCGACGUUGGAUGUUUUGGUCACAUCCGGUCGUGAUGCCUCAGCUCGUGUCUGGGAUAUGCGCACAAAAGCCCAAAUUCACGUUCUCGCGGGACAUUCUGCAACAGUAGCGGACGUCAAGUGCCAAGAAUCUGAUCCGCAAGUCAUCACUGGAAGUAUGGACUCGACGGUUAGGCUGUGGGACCUAGCAGCUGGAAAGACGAUGGUUACCCUCACCCACCACAAAAAAUCUGCGGGUAAUAACAUCAAAAAAUGGAAAUGCCCGGAGGGUGCAUUUGUACACAACUUCCCCGGCCAUAACGCUAUCAUAAAUACGCUUUCUGUCAACGCAGAAGGCGUAUUUUUCUCUGGUGGCGAUAAUGGUACACUCACGUUCUGGGAUUAUAAUACGGGGACUCCAUUCCAAAAUCUUGAUGACGUGCCUCAACCCGGUUCCCUCGAGGCAGAAGCCGGUGUCUUUUGUUCGACCUUCGAUAUGACCGGAACACGGCUCAUCACUGGUGGCGCUGACAAGACCAUCAAGGUUUAUGCCGAGCAGUCGCAAUGA
Molecule: messenger RNA, 1257 nt
Organism: Suillus subalutaceus
Lineage: Eukaryota; Fungi; Basidiomycota; Agaricomycetes; Boletales; Suillaceae
Product: WD40-repeat-containing domain protein
Exons: 8
Coding region: 1-1257 (418 amino acids)
Biological process (GO): mRNA splicing, via spliceosome
Cellular component (GO): catalytic step 2 spliceosome; precatalytic spliceosome; Prp19 complex
Molecular function (GO): protein binding
Source: RefSeq, a predicted model, not a curated record